Messenger RNA from Doryrhamphus excisus (bluestripe pipefish), 1042 nucleotides. RefSeq names its product crystallin, alpha A (gene cryaa). The record is from RefSeq and is a predicted model, not a curated record. Gene Ontology annotation, cellular component: cytoplasm; nucleus. NCBI's taxonomy places the organism in Eukaryota, Metazoa, Chordata, Actinopteri, Syngnathiformes, Syngnathidae. Gene Ontology annotation, molecular function: structural constituent of eye lens. Gene Ontology annotation, biological process: response to heat; protein refolding; lens development in camera-type eye.
UGAGCAAGCCCAUCCAUUCGCUUCGUUUUUCAUCAUCGCUCUGACCUCCGCCUUUUUUUUUGCCUGCUGGAAUCUAAGCUGAACGGUUCGCCUGCCUUUGAAUACCUGAGCCAAGCCGAGCUGCGCCAGACUAAAACCUCUUAACGGUCACUAUGGAUAUUGCCAUUCAGCAUCCCUGGUUUAGACGGGCCCUGGGCUCGGUCUACCCUGCUCGACUCUUCGAUCAGUUCUUUGGAGAGGGCAUGUUUGAUUAUGACCUCUUCCCAUAUGCCGCUUCUACUAUAAGCCCUUAUUAUAGACAGUCCCUUUUCCGAAGCUUUUUGGAUUCUUCCAACUCUGGAAUGUCUGAGGUGAGGUCUGACAGAGAUAAGUUCACAGUCUAUUUGGACGUCAAACACUUCUCUCCUGAUGAGCUGAGUGUGAAGAUCACGGAUGAUUACGUAGAGAUCCAAGGAAAGCACGGAGAGAGACAGGAUGACCACGGUUACAUCUCCCGUGAGUUUCACAGACGCUACCGCCUCCCUUCCAGCGUGGACCAAUCAGCCAUCACUUGCACGCUGUCCGCUGAUGGUCUCCUGACACUGACCGGGCCGAAAGUUGGCGGGGGGAGCGAAUCCGGCCGUAGCGAGCGCAAGAUCCCUGUCACUCGUGAUGACAAGCCCAAUGUUGCUGCCUCUUCCUAAAAGCUUAAGUGGUGGAUGAUCUCCACAUAUUCUCCAUUCCCUAACACUCGCUUCACUCCUACCCCCCCACCCCUAGCGUGUUCUUAGCAUAAUCUCAUAGAGCAUCUCUAGUAUUUUUUUUUUAACAAAAAAUGCUCCUGUGAGAAAAGUUUAGGUCAAGCGGUCAAGUUGUCAUCUGCUGAUAAAAAGGUACAAACGUUACACUCUGCUUCCAUUACUGCACCAGACCAUGAAACUUCUCCUCACAGGUCUUCCAUUAUAUCCUGUCUUGUAGUCUAUGCCUUGUUAACUGGAUACCUCUACACUGAGAAGUCCGUGCUAAAGAAAAAAAAAGAAAUAAAGCUACACAAUUAACAAUA